AUGACCCGAAACAGCAGGAAGGCUGCGGCCGAAUGUGUGUCCGACGAUGCGCUCAUACACCUCCGAUCCUACAAGUAUUCGGCCGUCGAUAAGUCGCCCGUAUCCAACUAUAUCCUUCGACCCUACUGGAAUGCCUUUGUUGAGCUCCUGCCGUUAUGGCUUGCGCCAAACAUGGUGACCUUAUUGGGGUUCUGCUUCAUUUUGGCAAAUGUUGCGUUACUUGUCAUAGUAAUGCCAGAUCUCGUUGGUCCGGGUCCGUCAUGGCUAUAUUUCAGCUUCGCUUUCGGCCUUUUCAUGUACCAAACGAUGGAUAAUGUAGAUGGCAAGCAAGCAAGACGAACGGGCACCUCGAGUGGACUAGGCGAGCUAUUCGACCACGGCAUUGACUCCUUAAACUGUACUUUGGGGAGCCUGCUCGAGACGGCCGCGAUGGCCCUGGGAACUUCGAAAUCCGGCGUAUUCACAGCCCUGUGCCCUUGCCUUGCUAUGUUCUUCUCGACCUGGGAGACAUACCACACGCACACGUUAUAUCUCGGAUAUUUCAACGGUCCAACUGAGGGUAUAUUGAUCGCAUGCAGUGUCAUGGCCCUCUCUGGUAUCUACGGCCCGGGCAUCUGGACUGAACGAAUCGUUGAUCUUGUUGGCGAAAAGAACUUGUUCGGAUAUGAUCACCUUGUCGGAGACCAUUCGAUUCGAGACAUCUGGAUCCUCGUGAUCGUCGGCUCACUAGUCUUGGGCCACAUGCCGUUCUGCGUAUUGAACGUUGUCAAAGCGCGCCGGAGGAACAACCUCCCCAUCCUUCCUGUCUUCCUCGAAUGGAUCCCUAUGGCCGUCUAUACACUAUCCAUUGGAGCAUGGCUGUACUCGCCCCACUCGACCUUGAUGCGUGAGAAUCAUCUGGUCCUCUUCUGCCUAACUAUGUCCUUCGUCUUCGGCCGCAUGACCACCAAGAUGAUACUCGCCCAUCUGACCCGCCAACCUUUCCCAUACUGGACCGUGAUGUUAAUCCCGCUCGUCGGCGGUGCCAUUCUCGGCAACCUCCCGCGCUUCGGUCUUCCGGCCAUUUCAGCCCGUCACGAGCGUUACUACCUCUGGGCCUACUUCUUCUUUUCCCUCGUAGUGUACUUCCGCUGGGCGUUCCUCGUGACCACAAGUAUAUGCGACUUCCUCGGCAUCAAUUGCCUCACAAUACCCCACGAGAAACAGGUCGAGAACCAACGGAAAGCCCUAGAAUUAAAGCGCGCAACAGCGAACGGGAAAAAGAUGCAAUGA
This is a messenger RNA of Xylaria bambusicola, 1272 nucleotides long. Its product is annotated as CDP-alcohol phosphatidyltransferase. NCBI's taxonomy places the organism in Eukaryota, Fungi, Ascomycota, Sordariomycetes, Xylariales, Xylariaceae. Gene Ontology annotation, molecular function: phosphotransferase activity, for other substituted phosphate groups. The record is from RefSeq and is a predicted model, not a curated record. Gene Ontology annotation, biological process: phospholipid biosynthetic process. Gene Ontology annotation, cellular component: membrane. Bases 1 to 1272 code for a protein of 423 amino acids. The transcript is spliced from 4 exons.